UUCCUCGCGCUCUCUCUCGCCUUGCCGCAUUCUUACUUAUUGAUUGCACUUUCCUUCACUCAUUGCCCUCACUCAUUUCCCAAGCCGUGUGUCACUGGACUGACACUCUCCGCCCUUCAUCACCGUCAACUUCAUUCUCGUCCAGCACUGACGCACCAACACAUCUAAAGACAACCGGUAUCCUCACACUUUGCAAACAUGGCCCCCCACGCUGAAGGCUUGGCUAGGCGUUCUGCCAACGGUUCGACCAACUCGUCCAGGUACCACGCCUCGUCGACCAAGAAUGCAAUCGCUGCUGAGCACAAGUUUGCUGCUCACAACUACCACCCUCUUCCUGUUGUCUUCUCCCGUGCCCAGGGCAUUGAUGUCUGGGAUCCUGAAGGCAAACAUUACCUUGAUUUCCUAUCCGCCUACAGUGCUGUCAACCAGGGCCAUUGCCACCCAGAGCUUGUCAAGGCACUAACGGAACAGGCUGGUCGUUUGACACUGAGCUCGAGAGCUUUUCACAAUGACGUUUUCCCCAAAUGGGCUGAGAAGGUCCAACAGAUGUUUGGUUACGACAUGGUUUUACCUAUGAACACCGGCGCAGAAGCCGUGGAGACAGCUAUCAAGAUCGCAAGGAAGUGGGCAUAUAAAGUCAAGGGUGUGCCUGAGGGCAAAGCAUUGGUCUUUGGAGUUAAAGAGAACUUCCAUGGUCGAACGAUGAUAGCUGUCACGCUCUCUACCGACCCUGAGUCCAAGGACAAUUAUGGGCCAUAUAUACCAAAUAUCGGGGCCACCUCUCCGUCCACAGGAGAGCCCAUUCGGUACAACAACGUCGCUGAUUUAGAGGCGGUGCUUGAGGCUCAUGGCAAAGAAACGGCAGCUUUUAUUGUUGAGCCUAUCCAGGGAGAGGCCGGUGUUGUUGUUCCUGAUGAUGACUACCUGAGAAGAGUUCAAGACCUUUGCAGGAAACAUAAUGUCUUGUUGAUAUGUGAUGAGAUCCAGACUGGCAUUGGCAGGACAGGACGGAUGCUCUGCUCGGAGUGGGCUGGGAUCAAACCAGACAUGGUGACACUUGGCAAGGCUAUAUCUGGUGGCAUGUACCCAGUUAGCUGUGUUCUCAGCAGUAAAGAGAUCAUGCUAGUUGUCGAGCCUGGCACACACGGCUCCACCUAUGGUGGAAAUCCUCUUGGUUGUGCUGUCUCUAUCCGUGCACUUGAGCUCAUGGAAGAAGAACAGCUCACUCAGAAGGCUGAGAAACUAGGCAACAUUUUCCGAGAAAGCUUAACUGCUUUGAAAUCGCCAAUUAUCAAGACGAUCCGUGGUAAGGGAUUGCUGAAUGCUGUCGUGGUAGAUGAGUCACAAACGAGCGGUCAUUCAGCUUGGGAUCUUUGCCUUCUUCUAAAGGAGAAAGGCCUCUUAGCUAAACCGACCCAUGGGGAUAUCAUCCGUUUUGCACCCCCGUUGGUUAUAACUGAGGAUCAGAUGCAGAAGGCCGUUGCCAUAAUCGGCGCUGCAUUGCAAGAGCUACCCAAGAUGAAGAAACACGAGAAUGUUCAAGUAGGACUGGAGAAUUGAUAGAUGCAACGACGGUGUAUAAUUUACAGCCGCAUCUUGAAGAACAACUGUACUGCUUGACCAUAAUGUGGCAGACUGCUUAUGCGAGCUCUAGUGUAUUCGAAAAUAAAACUGGCUCAGUGGGAAACUGUGUGCGAGACUCAGACCAUCAGCAUGCCAUCUUACUUCGGAGAGGAUAGAGCAUCUUCUCUUUGGAACAGGGUGUCGGGGUGUUGGUGGUGGGGGCGGGGA
This is a messenger RNA of Xylaria bambusicola, 1791 nucleotides long. RefSeq names its product pyridoxal phosphate-dependent transferase. NCBI's taxonomy places the organism in Eukaryota, Fungi, Ascomycota, Sordariomycetes, Xylariales, Xylariaceae. The transcript has 3 exons. Gene Ontology annotation, cellular component: cytoplasm. The record is from RefSeq and is a predicted model, not a curated record. Gene Ontology annotation, molecular function: identical protein binding; L-ornithine transaminase activity; pyridoxal phosphate binding. The coding region runs from base 199 to 1560 and encodes 453 amino acids.